This is a messenger RNA of Caenorhabditis auriculariae, 4466 nucleotides long. NCBI's taxonomy places the organism in Eukaryota, Metazoa, Nematoda, Chromadorea, Rhabditida, Rhabditidae. The record is from the annotation of a GenBank genome assembly.
AUGCUCGGCUCCAACACACGUACGCAGCGCUCCGUCUCUUCUGUACAGGUCAGGGGUUCUAAGAUUUUUUUCAGAUUAUAUUCAAUUUUUUUGUACUGUGAGAUAUGAACUCGCAUGCUGAGCAGGGUAACCCCGCCGUGCUAACACGGGGUCUCCGCGGGUGCCCCCGUAUUAAACCCGUAUAAGCCCAGCUGAUAGAACUUUUGGCACUUUUUAGCCCAACUGAGACCCCGCUUUAGCCCAGCUGGGUUACAUUUUUUUUUUACACCCGUUGUUCCCCCGUUUUAGCCCAACUGAGACUAAAAUAACCUCAGAAACACGGGUUUAAUACGGGUACACCCGUUGAGACACCUGCUCAGCAUGCGAGAAUAUCACUUUUUUUUUCAAAGUUCAAGAAGUAAGUCAACAAAACUUUCAUGUUCACUAACUCCAAAUCCAAAGCUAAUGCGCUAAAGGUAGCACCUAUGGAAAGCGUACAUUUUUUUUCAAGGAAUGGUACAGAAGUUCGAAUAAUUUUCUCUUCUUCGAAGGAUAGAAAGAAAAUUACUAAUUUAAUUUAAUUCUCACUUUUUUUUGAUAUACUCAAUCUUUUAAUAACCGAAUUUUCUCCCUAAGUCGACUAUUCUUAAUCUUCGAAAAAAUAGAAAAUUUUCGAGUGAAUUGUCGGCUGGAAGACUUAUGAGUGAAUAAUGGAUAUGCAUAAAUUGUUGUCUUUCAGCUGCCCGCCGAGUUCAUUGCGUCGGCCUCUGCCGCUCCGCAUUUCAACUAUUUGACGAAAGAUUUUGUAAUAGAUUUGCGGCGGAAAGAAAACAAGGAAACGCCACAAGAUAAUGGAGAUGAAAGAAGGGGCGUCAGCAAAACUGGGGUAAAGAAAUGAGUCCGUCUGCAUGAACAGUUCGUGCGUGCUAAUUAGAAGGGGGAAUUCACGGCUUGCGUCAUGUUGUUAUAGGGUUCUAUAUAUUCAUGAAAUUUUGAAUGAAGUUCAAUAGUACUCAGCCUUCUCCAUUCGAAAGAAGCUGCAUGAAAGUUCAGUUUUAAUUUUUCUCCUUUCCAAAUAUAUUACAGUUUUCACGCUUUAAAAUUCAUUCACCUUUUAAUUUUACGAAUUCAAAAUGCUCAUGCAUACUCCGUCAGGAAGGAUUAUUUCGAAGGGAGAAUAGGUUUUUUUUUUUCUGGUUGCAAAAAAAUUGGGAGAUAUAUUGACGGGUGCCAGUUUUUUGAUUCAAUUUGCUUGCAGCUCAAGGAUCUUUUGCACCAAAGAUGGGAAGCUGCGAAAAAGUUCGAUGCAUUCAAUUACUCGCUCAACUGCAUGUAUCGUUGUCUCGACGGCCAGUAUGAGUUGUCCAUGCAGGUUUUUAGACCUGUUCUUAGAUCUCCUCUGAAUUUUCUCAUAUUUCGAGUUCCUGCAGUUUUUCAUAAGUUUUUUGACAGUAUCUCUUGAGAAUAUUUCCGCACGAAGCUGAACAAAUUUGAUUUGUUUGACAUCCUGUCGCAUUCAAUCUCAGCGGUACUCGUGGAAUCUUUCCCUAUUUUUUGACAUGGAUUACUUUUAUUCGUCCGAUUCUUCGAGUGAAGUUCUAGAAACGUUCAUAUUCCUACGGAGAGUUCAGUUUCUUCGACACGAAAUCAAUAAAAAAGAGUUAGCCCGAAUAGAUUAAAUUAUAACUAAUCCACUGAAAGUUAGAGAAAAGGAUGAAGAGACUUCCUUCCGUGCAUCAAAUCUAGUUUUCUACGAAUUUUUAUUUAUUUAUUGAGCUUUCCCACUGUCUUCGUUGCAGCUCAAUAUUGAACGAGGCGAUUUACGUAGGAAACCGAUGCACUUCAAAAAUAUCAAAGAGCCUUUCAAUAGCCAUCGUUUCAAUUUCACGAAGCUGAAUGAUCGAGAGGUCGGCUUCUCAGAAAUAAAGAAGGAUUCAUGUGUUUGAGGUGAUGAUGUACCUUAAAUGCGAAGACGAUCCGCUGAGCGACGAUCCCCUCGACCGUCAUCUGGUGGCCGUCAACGCGAGUCCCCUGGAGAGGGACCACAGUCUCAUUAUCCCUUCUGUUAACAAGUGUCUUCCUCAGGUCAGUGAGUUUCAAAGCUCAAUCCUAGUAUUUUUCUCUAUUCUACUCGAACUCAGAAGGAAAGUGUGUGAACAUCGCAGAUCUGGUCCAAACGUCUGUGGUAGAUAGUCCUAGGUAGGAGUACUCGAACAUAAAAAGAAAUAUCUGCCAAGCGCGAUAGGGUACUGAGUAAUAGACUGUCGAAAACGCACGGAAAAGGCUCAAAAACUGAUUUUUUUUUUCGGUUUUUUAUUCUAAAACGUCUACUGAUAUUCACUAUAUCAUAAGUAACACGAGAAAGAAACUUUUCCCAGAAAAAAACUCAACGGAAAUUCGCUUUUGAGCCUGUCUUGUACAUUUUCGACACCCUGUUUCUCAGUACCCUUGGACGCCUCGUAAAUCAUUUUUUUUUUGUUUUGGAAUACUCAUAACCUGUACUGUCUACCACAGAGGUUUGAACCAUAUCCGCGAUUCUCACCUCACACACUUCCCUCGUCAGUGUCGUUUUUAUUCAUUUUUGACUUGAAAUGAGCGAAUGAUGGCUGUCGGAGCUGGCUUUUGCGCGUUUUUUUUUUCAGCUUAACUUUUUGAAAUGGUCUAUUUGAGACGCUUCGAAUAGGAAAAAUAUAUAUAAUGAAAAUAAUUGAACAUACAUUAAAAAGAGAAAUAUUGAUUUGAGCGAUGGUAUGAGAUCUUGGGGACUAAAAUUUUCUCGGAAAUUGAAGAUUCCGUGUAUUUACUUCACUCGAAGUGGUAGCUCUCUCAGUCGGCCAAGGCUACCCUAGAGUAUACACGGAGUCCGUGCCCGAGCCCCACCAUCGCCGCCGUGCCCGUACCCGCGAAACUGAAAGAUCUACUUGUGGAACGAGGCGAAGGACCGUAAGACCCUUGCUUUCAAUUCAAUCGACUACACGUUUUGACUUCUUUUUCGCCAAAGGCGGUGUUAGUGCCGCUCAAAAGAGCAAUUUUUUCAGCGCCUAGUCGAUAUCAUCUGACUAAAACAACCAAUAAAUAUUGUAUUGUAUUGUAUGGAAGUUUUAGCGCAUUGAGUUUUAGCGCCAAAUUAUUAAGUUUAAUAAAAUCAAAUGGACAAUCUAGAUAAUGGAGAAAGCGAUUUUUCAACGAAAGAUCUAUUUCAGAAACGAAACACGUUUGUUACUGUAGAGAUAAAACAGUAAUAAGAAAGAUUGAGGUUCUGACGCCGUUAGCUGUGCGGUUAGCAGUAGACCUGAUGCUCCUGGCCCAGGACGACGGCUUCCACGUUCUCUUCAACAGUCUUCUGGGUCAGGCCUCGGUGAAUCAUCUGCAUCUGCACUGCCUCUACUGGCCAUACGACAGCGACCUCAUCAACAGAGUUUUUCUUUCGUUGCUUCCUUCGGACACUACGAACCUCCAGAAGCACGAGUCACUGCACGACGUCGAAAACGCCUAUGUCAUUAGACCGCCUCGUUGGCUCUGCAGCGCUUUUGUUUUUCAGUUGACAGACGUCAACCUGUACUCGAAAUUCAAAGAGUGACUAAUUCCGGUAGUUGGUAAAAUCCUUUUUUCCGAUUCCAGGAACAUCUUUAAGUGUGUAGAGUAUUUGACGACGCAAAAUCAAGCACAUAACUUGUUCUUCACACGAGCUCAGCCAAUUAGGUAGACUUAUUGACAAGAGAUCGUUCAUCGAUUUCUUCAGAGUGACUGGUCCUGACCGAGAAGAAGAUCGAAAAGGACUUCGUCCCCAAUACGUCACCGCCUACAUCUUCCCCAGGACUAACAUGAUAGGUUCGUCAAAAGACGAAAAAACUCUUUCACCAAAAAAAUUUUUUUUGAUUUUCAGGAGCCAAACCACCUAACAACUUUAACCCGGCGGCCAAUGAACUUGCAGGCAACCUCACGGCUUACAGUAAGUUUAACUUUUCUCAUUAAGUUGAAGUAAUGGAAAAUCAUAUAACCAAAAAUCUAUGAGCUAAGGAAAGGUGAUUGAUUUCAAAAAGAAAAAAAAACGUUGCCUGAGAUCCUUUUUUGAUAUAGUCAUUAGCGAGUUUGAAACUUUCAGCGAUUCGAUUUUUCGAAGCCGCGACAGAACAAGCUGUAGUACGAAUAAUCGAAGAAGAGGCUUCUUUGGCCGACGACGUUUUCCAGAACGUUGUUUUUGCAGUUUUACAUCAAAUAAUCCAAUAGUUCAGCUCUGCUUUGACCUCGCGGACAUUUUAUCAGCGCGGCCGCUUGGAACUUCGCGACCUUCCAAAAAUAGUCUUCUGGAGGUGAGAGCGGGUUUUGCGGCGUGGUCGACUUUGCGACUGCAGGGCCUGACGUCUCCAGAGAUCGACGAGCUCCGUGACUCCUUUCAGUCUUUCAUGCCGCGGUCGCCGACCAUUCGCGACCGCAAAGACCGCACUCAAUCGGCGCCUGAACGCGUUCAGUUCCAUGUUUCAUAG